ACCAAGAGCCCUCUGCCCAAAAAUAAAACCCUACGUCCGUCUCCGUCCCCAAAUCCGUCACCCGCCGCCGCCACGCACCAAACCUCCGUCCUCGAACCCUGCCGCUGCCGCUGCCGCCGCGCCAUGAGGCCUCUCGACGAGAAAGAGACCACGCAGGUAUUCGAGAAGCUGUUCAAAUUCACGGGGCCCAACCUGAAGCACCUCCUGGAGCGGCCCGCCGUCGAGGGCCCCGACCCAGAGCACGGCCGCUACUGCUUCCGCCUCCACCGGAACCGCGUCUACUACGCCUCCGAGGCGCUCGUCCGCCGCGCCACCACCGUCGCUCGCCCGCGCCUCGCCGGCGUGGGGACGCCCAUCGGCAAGUUCACCCACCACGGCGCGUUCCACCUCACCGUUCACGCGCUCGACCUCCUCGCGGCCCACGCGCGGCGCCGCGUCUGGCUCAAGCCCGACACCGAGCGCUCCUUCCUCUUCGGCAACUCCGUGCCAAAGUCCUCCCUCGCGCGCAUCACCGAGAACACCAAGGCGGGGGACGGGGUCGUCGUCAUGUCCAUGGCCGACGUGCCGCUCGGGUUCGGCAUCGCUGCGAGGUCGGCGCAGGACUGCAGGAAGGCGGACACGAACGCUGUGGUCGUGCUUCACCAGGCGGACGCCGGGGAGUACCUCCGCAAGGAGGAGGAGCUCAUGUGAGGUGUGCCAUGGCUUGUGAUGCUGAAACUCUGAAAGACGUGUCCUUUGCAUUUGUGAUCUGUAACUGUAAGCAGUUCUACAAUGGUUGGAAACCAAUGUUAGGAGAGGUGGUCUUCCUGUAUGUAUUAGUACUAGUAGUCUUGUUCUCGGGCAAUCCUAGGGCUAUGAUACUGGAGUUUCUCAUGUACAACUCGUAAAUUAGAUGAUGAGUGAUGUUAUAGUCCUUGUACUGCAUGUAUGGAUCAGAUUGUCUGGGGCUC
Molecule: messenger RNA, 950 nt
Organism: Setaria italica (foxtail millet)
Lineage: Eukaryota; Viridiplantae; Streptophyta; Magnoliopsida; Poales; Poaceae
Product: 60S ribosome subunit biogenesis protein NIP7 homolog
Exons: 2
Coding region: 124-690 (188 amino acids)
Biological process (GO): ribosome assembly; ribosomal large subunit biogenesis
Cellular component (GO): nucleolus; nucleus; preribosome, large subunit precursor
Molecular function (GO): RNA binding
Source: RefSeq, a predicted model, not a curated record